AUGUCCUCCGUCCUCAACGCCCCCGCCGAGAUUUAUGAUCCCCGUCACCCACCUGUACGACGCUUUGCAAAGGACAAAACCAAACGUAUUUUACGACACGUGCUUUCAGGGCUACGGUUCCUCCAUGAGAAUGACAUAGUUCACGGCGACCUUCAGUCCGGCAACAUUCUCUUCGCUCUGCGGGACCUCACUCAUUUCGAGCGCCAGGUGCUUAAGCAAGCCGAGGACUCUACAAAUAUCGACCACUUGCAGCGCAUUGAUGGCAAGCCUGACAAAUGGGCUCCCAAAUACCUGGCUGUGUCUGAGCCCUUGUCGGAAUUCGCGCUCACAGGGCAAGAUGAAGUGACAAAGCUUUCGGACUUAGGUGGAGACGAUCCGCCGCGCUCAGUUGUGACUCCGGUAUCUUUACGAGCACCCGAGGCAAUCCUGGACGAAGCCUUCGGCACUGGGAUCGAUAUUUGGAGUUUCGGUUGUCUCACCUACGAACUCAUCACAGGCGUGGCCCUAUUUGAACUCCCUCCUUUCGGUCUUAGCGACAACGGUGUCAAGGAUGAGCACCUGAUACAGCUAACUGACAUCAUCGGAUCGCUGCCAGAGAAUCUGUCGGCAAAAUGGCCGAAUGCAAUAAAGUACUACGGCUCAGAUGGAGACCGACUUGAUGCGCGCCCAAUGGACUUCGAAGAAGACUUCUCCGAGGACGGAAACUCCGAGCACAGCCUAUCAGAUGGUGGAGCAGACAAAUUCGGUGAUGGCGCUGACGAUAUGGAGGUGUUUGAAUUCGACGCAGGCGAGCGCGGACCGCCCCAACUUCAUGAGACCUUGGAGCAGCUUAUAAAAGCCCACAAGGCAGAGGAUGUGGAUGAUGACGAGGAAAAGCAGAUCAUUGCCAUGCUUAGAUCUAUUUUCCAGUACGAUCCUUCGCAUCGCCCCUCAGCAGCAGCUUUACUUGAGAACACUUGGCUGGCUACACCGAUUGCAGUAGGAGGAAGCCAGGAAGAAGCGGAGAGCUAG
Messenger RNA from Colletotrichum fioriniae, 1011 nucleotides. RefSeq lists its product as uncharacterized. Gene Ontology annotation, molecular function: ATP binding; protein kinase activity. Gene Ontology annotation, biological process: protein phosphorylation. The record is from RefSeq and is a predicted model, not a curated record. Lineage: Eukaryota; Fungi; Ascomycota; Sordariomycetes; Glomerellales; Glomerellaceae.